Messenger RNA from Closterium sp. NIES-67, 1521 nucleotides. NCBI's taxonomy places the organism in Eukaryota, Viridiplantae, Streptophyta, Zygnematophyceae, Desmidiales, Closteriaceae. The record is from the annotation of a GenBank genome assembly.
CUUCUCGGGAGCUGGAAAGAACCCUGGUUGAGCUGAGGUCAGAUCUACUGUACAAUCUCCCUCUUGGUUGAGCUGGAUCUCAUCUCAAAUUUCCCUCUGCUCGUCCUAACUCUUUCCACUACAUCUCAUCAGCAACCAGCGGGUAAAAUCCCUCUCCUCUCCAAACCACCAGCGAGCCGCCGUCGUCGUCUCCAGUUUCGCUGUCAUCCACGCGGUCGCUUCAAGUCGUCACGCUCACAUCCGCGCGUACCAGUCGCGUCAUCGCGAAAUGGACACCGAGGCGAAGCUGAACAUGAGUCUGGAGGAGCUCGCGCAGUCGUCGCGGCGUUCUCCUGGCGGCGGCCUUAGUUCGCGUCGCGCAGGCCGGCGUCCAUCGCCGUAUUCGCGUGGAGGAGAUUUCGGGUCCCGGAGGGGCGGCAGCGCGACGAUCAUCUGCAACAACUGCAAGAUGCCCGGCCACAUCGCCCGCGAGUGCACCAACCUCGCUGUCUGCAACAACUGCGGCGCCCCUGGCCACAUCGCGUCGGCGUGCACGUCGGAUAUCGUGUGUCGCAACUGCAAGCAGCCGGGGCACAUCGCGUCGGAGUGCACCAACGAGGCCGUCUGCCGUAACUGCGGCAAGCCCGGCCACCUCGCCGUCGGCUGCACCGUCGGCGCCGUGCCCAAGUCCCAGCUGUGCAACAACUGUUUCAAGCCGGGGCACCUGGCGGCUGAGUGCAGCAACGAGAUGGCGUGCAACAACUGCCGCCAGACGGGCCACAAGGCGCGCGAGUGCCCCAACGCGCCCGUCUGCAACGUCUGCGGCAUCUCGGGCCACUUAGCGCGCAACUGCCCCGCUGGUGGCGGCGUCAGCGGCGGCGGCGGCGGUUUCGGUGGCGGCGGCUUUGGUGGCGGCGGUUUCGGCGGCGGCGGUUAUGGUGGUGGCGGGGGAGGAGGAGGCGGAGGCGGAGCAGGGCUGUGCCACACGUGCGGGCUUGCAGGACACUUUGCGCGCAACUGCCCCAACGCGCGUGGCGUUGGCGGGGGAUACGGGGGUGGUGGUGGUGGCGGCGGCGGAGGGGGAGCUGAUCUGUGCCGCAACUGCCGGCAGCCAGGGCACUACGCGCGGGAGUGCCCGGUGGGCGUCAUCUGCCAUGUGUGUGGUGGCAGGGGGCACAUGGCGGCUGCGUGCCCCUCAGACCCUCGUGCGAUGCGCGGUAGAGGUGCUGGCGGGCGCCGCUGACGAGUUAAUUGAUGUUGUGGGCAUGUAUGUGGUUGGGAAUGUGGGGCGAGGCUGGGGCGAGGGGUUGAGCACGAGACUGGGGACUCGGAAGGGGCUUAAGGGACUUACGUUCUAUGCUGCUUUGUGCGCCGUUUGUGGCUGAUCUGAUGGGUUGAGUGAGACUCGGUGCUGCUUUGGAUCUGUGCCUUUUAUGCUUUGUGUUGGCAUAGAGAUUUUCUACUGAAAUGAACAUCAUGACAAUGAUGAUACCAUAAACGCUGGGAUAGAAGACCCCAAUGGAAUAGAAGUUUUAGUGGCUU